UGGACAAAGAUGGCGGAGAUGUGAUGCUCAAACAACUUUACCACAACAAAAGUUUAAUCUAAUGUUGUAGAUUUCAUUGAUCACACAUUGCACUAUUCCCGACAAAUCAUGAGAAAACAUAGGUUUUCUCAGAUACCAUGGAAAACAGGAAAAAUCUCGAUGCAAGAAGGACGCCCAAUGAGGCUGGUAAAAGUUUGCAACGUGUAAGGUUAUGCAGACAUCCACAUGAGCGAACUAACGCGAAUGUUAACGUAAACAUAAAUAACACAAAAAUUAGACAAGCAAAAGCAAAAUGGCUUAAACAAUCACAGUCGCCGUCAUCUGAUACAGCGCUUAACCACCACCGCCGCAAAGCUUUUGAAACACCCAAGCGAUCAAAAUUAAGAUCCAGUGACUGCAGUCAUGGGGACUCACCGGACGGAGUGCACGAUAUCAUAUGGGAGCCAGCUUCUCCACCAUCUGUCUGGAAUGAAAAGGGAUCAAAGAAGUCUGAGAUUUUGGACAUUGUCAACAGAAUCGCCCCAAAGGAGGGAGGCCAUGAAUCCCGGGACUCCCCUGUGCUAGGGUGGAUUGAGGACGGGACUAUCCGUUGUACUCCGGAUGUUCCAGCACCUAGACCCAGGCGGAUAUCCACACGCCAGAACAGUGUGGAGGACCUGAAGAAACUUGCCAGAGAAUUUGACUUGAGGAUUAACAAAGAACAACAGGAGACUGGCUCUGACGGUCAUCCAGCGUCCCCCGAGCAACCACUGGCAGGGCAGGCGGCGGUUCUGGACGCGGAGCUGAAUGCCCUCUUUGAUGCUCCAACUCAGCAUCUCUCCCGCCGACUGAGCCAGAGCUCCAGCAUCUCCUCGCAGGAGUCCAAAGCCAACCUGGCAUCCGCUGUUGUUGACAGAGGCAACUCGGGACCUAAAAAAGGCAGCGGUGUCCCCUCCACUGUUGCCGACAAACCCGCGGAGUCUUCUGAGAGCGUGUCCGGGAAGGGCGACUUUGAUGACGACUGGGAAAACGACGAUCUCCUUGACGACUCAUUUGUCUUAGAGAUGACUCAGAACCCAGUUGCGCUCGACGAGGUUCCAGCGACAAUCUCCGCUGCUACCACUACUGCCCCUUGUCCUCCCCCUCGGCUCCCGGUCUCAAAGGCCGGCGACCCGGUAAUUAAGGCCAACCCGUCCAUGUCUGCCCGCAUGGCUGCCUGUGGACAGGCUGGGCCCAGUGGCGGCCGUGGUGGCGGUGGCAGUAGUGCCACUGGAGUCCCGCCGGGGCCCCGCUCAAAGCCGGCGACAUCUGCAAACCCAAGCACUUUCAUGAUGGCGCCAAGCGGCAACUCGCUGAGCAAAAAUACCACAACAAGCGAGCCACGGAAGCCGUGUUUUAAAGCAACCGAUGCAGGGAAGCACGAACACAGCCAGGCACAACAGCAGGAGGCCCAGACAGCGGCUCCAGCAAGCAGUAAACAGCAAACUUCAGACUAUCUCAGCAGUGUCCAGAAAAGCUUGAAGGGUGUCCCGGACAAGGCCGUAAAAUCUCAGACGGUCUCUGAGGACGCGUGGGGCGAGGGAGGUGACGAGGACGACGACCUGCUGUACCAGGUGUGUGACGUGGUGGAACGCCUCUCGUCGAGUCAGGAGGAGGCACGAGCCACAGCUGGCGGUUCGAAGCUGGCACCAAACUACUACACCAGGCAGCUGUCACUGUCACCGACGGACUGCACGUCCGCUCAGACGCACGCCGUCAUAACAGGCAGCUGGCCUCCUGCACAGACGUCGGCCGGCGCCGGGCGGCCCUCGUACAGCUUCACCCGUACGCUCUCAAUGCCAAACUACAGCACCGGCUCAGCCACCGUCUUUGCCACCGCAGCGCCGCUGGCCUCUGGCUUCUCGGCUGGACGUGGCGUUCAGAGCUGCGCUGCUGCCCCCUCCGGUUCCCACAGGCCAAACCAGUACAAGUUCACCCAGCUGAGGAACCCUCCAGCGCACACGCAGAACCAGCAGGGGCCCGCAAACCCCCAGGGGACCCGGGGCCCGAACCCCGUGAACGCCCAUCAGGCCGCUUCCAAGCGCCAUCUGCACGAGCCUAGACCACUGGCCAACAAAGUGUUUGUCCCCAACCAGAGGCCAGCGAUGUGCUCGGCUGCGGAAAUCGAACGGAAAAAGCAGGAGGCGAUCGCCCGGCGGAAGCUUCGAGUAGAAGCAUCCCAAAGAUCUGCCAUGCUGACGUAAUCCUGCAGACGAGCCUUAUUUGUUACCCUGUGUGCCUUGUGUAUAUACAGUAUAUAUAUGUAUGUCUGUGUGGGUCUGUGUGUACACAAGAUGCAUGUUGUGAGCUCCUCUAGAGGCCCGUAAUGGAACGGUAUUAGAUUACCACACCUAAUUCAAACUGACACGUGUCCGAUGUGAACAAACGCGGUCCUGUGACGGAGAACCUGCCAAGCUGCUGACCAGCUGCUGCGGCUGCUUCUGCUUCUACUGAUGCUGCUAUUAAUCCCUGUAGCAGGUCCGCCGGACCCUCUGGCCCGUGUUUCGAGUUGACCUUUUGCAUUAAAGUGGGCAGCCAGGAGCCAGGUCUGAGCUGCUAUCAAGGUCAGCCCUUUCAGUGGGACCACUAGGUGUGUGUUUGUGUGUGUGUGCGUGCGUGUGUGUGUGUGCGUAUGCAUGUGUGUGUGUGUGUGUGUGUGUGUGAGAGUGUUCUGAUGGGGUUACGCUGAUGGACGGUUCCGUAAGCUCGUUUGACAGAUGGACUAAGGUGAACACAGCAGGCAUGAUUUCCAGGGUUUUGUGUUUGAAUGAUUUUUUUUGUGUCCAAGCCAAUCAAAGUGUGACAAGAUGUCCUUAUUUUCUGUGAAAUCUGUUUUUGUGUGCCAUUUCAUGUUCACACUCUGUGCCACUUUAUGUUCUUAUUUGCACCGUUUAAGAGAAGACCAAAGAUGGAUGGAAUCAUGUCACUUCUAUCUUGUUUACUGUCAUGUCACCUUAAAAAAAACGUCCCACAUCCUGUUUAGCUUUGGAACUGUUUUGAAAAUUAAACUAUUCUUGUACAAGUUAAAAAUA
Messenger RNA from Alosa alosa (allis shad), 3050 nucleotides. It is a transcript of the gene etaa1b, whose product is annotated as ETAA1 activator of ATR kinase b. NCBI's taxonomy places the organism in Eukaryota, Metazoa, Chordata, Actinopteri, Clupeiformes, Clupeidae. The coding region runs from base 138 to 2222 and encodes 694 amino acids. The transcript has 6 exons. The record is from RefSeq and is a predicted model, not a curated record.